This is a messenger RNA of Oncorhynchus kisutch (coho salmon), 4735 nucleotides long. RefSeq names its product tetraspanin 33a (gene tspan33a). Lineage: Eukaryota; Metazoa; Chordata; Actinopteri; Salmoniformes; Salmonidae. The coding region runs from base 1175 to 1936 and encodes 253 amino acids. The record is from RefSeq and is a predicted model, not a curated record. The transcript has 9 exons. Gene Ontology annotation, cellular component: plasma membrane.
GAAAGACGCCCUCUUUACAAACCCAAGGUUGCGCUGCUGCUGUAGGCUUGUGUCUCUGUUGUGUUUGUAGCCUAUUUUCUCUAGACUUGUCUGAAUAAGGAAAUGUAAUUGGAAUCCAGCACCACCGAGGGUGAGAAGUGACUCGCUCUACAACGUAGACUACUGUAAUUUACUCCGUAAAUAAAAAGUAGCUAUAAACGCACGUAUGAAUGCUUUGAUUUACCUGGACUAUUUCGGAAAGACCAAGGAAGGUGAUAGCCAACAUUUACGCACGGAUUGGGUAUUCUGAUUUUUAACCAUGGGGAAAAGAGCCGCGCUGGCGACUUACGAUAAAGAGUUCAGCUUUGUCAGCCCAGUUGUCAAAUAUCUACUUUUCCUUUUUAACUUAAUAUUUUGGAACAAGAUAGCGAUGUCUUGUAUCAGGGUCCAGAGUCACAUCCACUGCCCAUUGCUGGACCUUCUUCAUCUCAGCAUCACACAACUUCUCCAUCUCCUUGGUAACGGUAUCCUCCACCUGAGACACAGCUCUCCUUAAGUCCCCCACACACAGAUCACAGUAAACACUGAUCUUAGUCCAGUCCCUGGUGUUCAUGGGGUGCACAGGGAUGGGAAGCUCUGGACUAGAUGAAGGUCCUCAGUGUGUGAAAUCUGCUCUAGCUCAGUGCUUCUCCUCUUUAACUCAGUGAUUUCCUGCUCCAGCUUUUUAAUGAGCCCUUCAGCCUGCCUCUCUGCUGAUUUCUGCUUCUUCUCAAUCACCCCAAUGAGCUCAGCCUGGCUUCUUUCAAUGAACUCCACCAGAGCAGUGAAGACCUGCACAUCUGCUAUUUCUCGAUUUGCGUCUUUCUUGCUGGCCUCCACAGAGCGUUUUGAUAUCACUGAUCUUCUGCAGUCGCUCCCGGCUCAUUUGCUGCACUUGUGACUCCGUCUUCCCCAGCUGAGCCUUCCUCUCCCCAAACUCUUCCUCAAGAGGGACGGUGUGCUGAGUCUUGUGGUCAGUCUCUGUGCAGAACUGACACACACACACACACACACACACACACACACACACACACACACACGUCUGGUCAGUCCUACAGAACAGCUCCAUGAGUGUGUUGUGCUUCUUACACAUCAUGUCUUCCAGGUUCUCCGCAGGGUUGAUCAGUUUGUGUCUCUUCAGUGCUGGGGCUAUCUGAUGAGGCUGCAGAUGAUCUCAUUGGUGUUGAUGUCUGUUGGUAUUUACGCCAGGAUGAUGAAACAUGCCGAGGCAGCCAUGGCCUGUCUAGCGGUGGACCCUGCCAUCCUGCUGCUGAUCGUGGGGGUGCUCAUGUUCUUCAUCACCUUCUGUGGCUGUGUGGGCUCCCUCAGAGAGAACAUCUGCCUCCUACAGACAUUCUGCAUCUUCCUGACUAUCAUCUUUCUGCUGCAGCUAGCUACAGGUGUCCUGGGCUUCGUCUUCUCAGAUAAGGCACGGAAUAAAGUGAGUGAGAUUAUCAACAAUGCCAUCGUUCAUUAUAGGGAUGACAUUGACCUCCAGAACCUCAUCGACUUUGGUCAGAAAGAGUUCAGCUGUUGUGGAGGUGUCACCUACACCGACUGGUCUCAGAACAUGUACUUCAACUGCACCACAGACAACCGCAGCCGAGAGCGCUGCUCUGUUCCCUUCUCCUGCUGCCUGCUGUCUAAAGAUGAGGCGGUCAUUAAUACAAUGUGUGGUCAGGGGAUGCAGGAGCUGCCAUAUCUACAGGCUGGUGCCUUCAUCCACACAAAUGGCUGCAUCGACAAGCUGGUCAACUGGAUCCACAGCAACCUGUUCAUGCUAGGGGGCAUCGCCCUGGGUCUGGCCAUCCCACAGCUGGUGGGGAUCCUCUUGUCUCAGAUUCUGAUCAACCAGAUAAAGGACCAGAUUGAGCUUCAGAACUACAACCUGCAGCACCGUACUGACCCUUGGCAGUAACCUGGUCAUGAUCAGGUCCUACCCGAUCAAACUGGACCAGGACUAGGUCAUCAACCCCAGGGUCACCCAGGGGGUGUGGGAGUCUGGAAUUCUACCCCCUUCUGCUGGAUGGGGCUCAAGCUUUCAUGUAGAUGGUGUUCAUUUUCAAGGCUGCUUGAUCAUUUCAAUGGUGCAAGGACUGGCUUUGAGGCCAAAGAUUCUGGUUGGAUGCUCCACCAUUUGACAAGAGUCGAGGUGGUCUGCUCUCUUUCUGCGUUCUUGACUCUCUUGCGUGUCUUUUUGUUCAGUAUAUAAUCUAACCAACUGAGCUACCAGAACCAAUGGUUUAUUUCCUGAAUGGGUUGAUGUAGGUGAGGGACCAGACCCAUGUGAAAUGGCUGAGAAACCAAGGUUCCGAAAAGGUCUAGAUGCCUGGACAGUGUGUCAAUGUGUGCUUGUUUCGUUUUAGCUCACCCAGUAUCCUGGAUGGGUGGAGUUUUCACUUUAUGACCAAUGGAAUGGUCAAUGUUGAAACUCUGCCCACCCUGUGCCCCAGGGGAGCUAAAAUGAAUGCAUCUAAUCAGGAAGUACUCCAGCCAGACAGCCAAUGGAGAACUCCUCCAUUCACAGCUAUUCGUCAUUUGACUCAUCUCAAAUAUGGCACGAUCUGUAAUUUAUUGAAAAGGGAAAAAACCCAGCAACCGGAGUCCAAACCCUGCUGAAAUAAUGUAGACUCUGUCCAGUUACUUUUUUGUCAAUGUGGUUUACGACAUUGAUCUGUUAUUUAUAUCCAUCCAGUUAUCCGCUAAUACUCUCAUAGAGUUGAGAACAAGACAAUUCUGUCGGCCCUUCUCAAAUAUGAAAGCGCAAACCCAAGUAAUGUAAUAAAGCUCAUUAGCUUUACAGUCAAUUUAGCUUGUGUGUAUGUUAAAUCUCCCAACUGUAGUUUGCCAUGCAUGCUAUAACAAGUUUUAUAAACUGGGUUGUUUGAUCCCUGAAGCCUUUCUUUUUACUGCGCCAUUUAUGUUGGUAACCAGUUUGUAAUAGCAAUAAGGCACCUUGGGGGUUUGUGGUAUAUGGCCAAUAUACCACGGCUAAGGGCUGUAUCCAGGCACUCAGCGUUGCGUCUUGCAUAAGAACAGCCCUUAGCCGUGGUAUAUUGCCGAUAUACCACACCCCCCCAAGCCUUAUUGCUUAAAUAAAUCAUUGCACCUACAGCCUUUACAGUAAAGUGUUACCCAAUUGAUUUCUACACAUUUUAAGGGAUAUUCUCAUUUAGUUUUACAUCAAAUCCAUUCACACAGAGUAAAUUGUUGUCCCCCCUUUGCCUCCAGAACAGCCUGAAUUCUUCAGGGCAUAGAUUCUACAAGGUGUGGCGUUCAAACGUUGCUCUAUUGGUAUCAAGGGACUUCAUGUCUUCACCAGGCAGGAUGGAGCCAUGGACUCAUGCUGCUUACGCCAAAUCCUGACUCGUUGGACCAGACAAUGUUUUUCCACUCCUCAGUUGUCCAGUGUUGGUGAUGGCGUGCCCACUGGAGCCGCUUCUUCUUGUUUUUAGCUGAUAGGAGUGGAACCUGGUGUGGUCAUCUGCUGCAAAUAGCCCAUCCGUGACAUGGACCGACGAGUUGUGCGUUUCGAGAUGCCGCCUGUUAGCUUGCACGAGUUUUGUUUGUCUCACCAUUCUCGGUAAACCCUAGACAAGCCCAGGAGACCGUCUGUUUCUGAGAUCCUGGAACCGGCACACCUGGCAUCGACGAUCAUACCACGCUCAAAGUCACUUAGGUGACGCGUUUUGCCCAUUCUAACAUUCAAUCAACAAUAACUGAAUGCCUAUCUGCAUGCUUUAUAGAGCAAGCCAUUGACAGGUGACUCACUGUCUGUAGGAGCGACCCAUUUUCGUGAACGGGGUGGUUAACCUAAUAAUCUGGCCACUAAGUGUAUAUUUCAAGCUAAAUUGACUGUAAAUACAUUCCUUUCAAUAAAGCAUAUCUUUUGUAUAUGAAGCAUUGUGGGUAUCCAUACAGACCAAUAAUGUAAUUGUAGUUUAUUACUCACUGAGCUACUAGGGGAUUUCCCCAUUUGAAAGCGCAACAUAAAGGCCUGAUUUUAUAAUAAACAGUCUUAUUUUCCGUAACGCCUUUUACACAAGCACUGGUGUUUAGAUUGGCAAGCGCUGCAACGCUGGAGUUUACACUAAUGCUGUGACUCUCCAUAACAUAACCAUGUUGGGCCGUCAGCUAAACCUGUUGGCAUUUCCACUCACAGGGGUUGUGUUCCUUAGAGCACGCGACGGAAAAUGAAAUUGAGCGCUUCUUAUGGGACAAGUCCUGUUUUAGUCCGUUUUGUUCCUAAUGAACAUGACCCAGUUAGGUCCACUGGGAAUAGCAGUUUUUUUCUCUCAAAAUGUGGGUCAACAUACUGUUACUGGUCAAGACUACUGAUUAGCUCUGUAUUUAAACGGUACAGGUGGGUGUGGAAUUCAUUCUAGUAACUGACCCAUGUAAAAUCCUAAGAAUUAACAUUAAAAAACACUUUUACAUGUCAAAAUUAGUUCCACAAUUCCCCUUAGGUACAGAGAGUAUUUACUUUGACUCUACGUGGUAAAAUGGUAAUUACUCUCUUAUGUAAAGACAAUAUCUUGUGAAUUCUUUAUUUGUUUCUUUGGGAAUCAUCACAACAAGCACUCCAAUCCAUGUAUCAGCUAGUUGGUUACCAAUUGUGUUGAAUUCAUGUAAUUAGUGCCAGAAACUACCCAAUGACACCAUUUCUAAUUGUCCUAAUAAACGCCAGGUAAAUACCAGUGGAAACGGUGGUCUAAAA